Messenger RNA from Cricetulus griseus (Chinese hamster), 1900 nucleotides. NCBI's taxonomy places the organism in Eukaryota, Metazoa, Chordata, Mammalia, Rodentia, Cricetidae. The record is from RefSeq and is a predicted model, not a curated record.
GCCCGGCUGCAAGCGGUGAGAGCUGGCGGCGGUCGGACCUGAAACCGCUGGAUCGGGAAGGGAUGCGGUUGUCGAGAUCCUUCUGGAAGGGGCUUUGGGGAGGACGGGAGGCCAAGAUGCACCAGCCCCUCAGACUCUGCCCUCCCUCCUUCUACCCUCCCCCUUGCAGAAAUGCCGGGACGCGGGGCCGCGCAGGGGCCGAGCAUAUGUGACACCUGGCGUUUCCCGGUGGCUUCCACACUCUACCACUCUCUCUCCCAACUCCUUAUGCUAAUCUCCUGCCUUCCAGAUGUUUAUUUUCAUCCGUCUAUCGUUCCUUGCCUUCAGUGGUGUACUCGGAAGUUGGAGAUGGAUUUUCAAACCUUAGCCCUAUCACUUCUGUGUUAAAAGUCCCUGAGCCACAGUAUUUCUUCUACUGGCCUUAAGGAUCAGUAUGACACCAAUAAAAAGAAAGGAGAUGGACAUCUGUUGAAUUCCUGCAUGGCCAAGUACCGAGCAAACUGCUGCCCCAUCGAAUCCUCAUUACUUGGUGUUCUUAGAACUCCAUUUCACAUCUUAACCUCACAGAAUUUAACUGGCUUGGUCGCACUUAGUGAGCAGCAAGAGGGAUUCAUUUCUUCCUAGCUUAACUCCAAAGUAGGAACUUGAACCCAGACACUUCCGGUCUGGAUUCUGGCUGUACAGUUGGGCUGCCAAACCUCAAGCCCCAGAUCAAGUACUUCCUCUUUUCCAGCUGUAAAUUCUUUGCACAUCCCCUUUGCUAGUACAGAAUGCUGUUCCCUGCUUCUCCCUUGGUUAUUUCAGAAACGAAAUAGAGCAAGCAUUUCUUAGAUGAUCUAAGGAGGUGAACUUUUUGAGCACAGAAUCUUGGAUUUUGGACCUGGCUCUCCCACCUACUGUGUGGCCUUGAGCAAAUCCAUUGUCUUCUAACUUUAGCUUGCCUUUGCAUAACAUGGGUGAGGGCCUUCUGAUCUGCAGGCUCUUGUCCAGUUCUCCCUCACUGUCCUCCAGCAGGUGGUCCACGGAGGCCCAGACCCCUCUGCUCCCCAUGGGCAGCUGCCAAGCAGGGCACAACCUGCAUCUUUGUCUGGCUCAUCACCCACCUUUGGUCUGUGCCACUUUGAUCCUGCUGCUCCUUGGCCUCUCUGGCCUGGGCCUUGGUGGCUUCCUCCUCACCCAUACAUCUGGCCUACGUAGCCCUGACAUUCCCCAGGAUUGGGUUUCCUUCUUGAGGUCUUUUGGCCAGCUGAGCCUGUGCCCUGUGAAUGGGACAGUCGCAGGGAAGUGGCGAGGGCCUCAUGUCGUCGGCUUACUGACUACUUUGAACUUCGGAGAUGCUUCAGAUAGGAACAAAACCCAAACAUUCCAAGCCAACGUCCAUGGUAGUCAGAUAGGAUUGAAAGGGUCCUCUGCAGGAGAGUCUAUCCUCAUCACAGCCAGAGUGGCCUCAGGAAGGACUCCAGAGACCUGCCUCUAUUUCAGUGCUGUUCCAGAAAUCUUGCCCUCUAGCCAGCCACCUAUAUCCUGCUCAGAGGAGGGAGCUGAAAAUGCUACCUUGAGCCCAGUGAUGGGUGAAGAGUGUGUCAGGGUCUGGAGCCUCGAACGCUUUGUGCUCACCAAGCUCCUUACUUCGGAGGAGCUAGCUCUGUGUGGCACCAGACUGUUGGUCCUGGGCUCGUUCCUGCUUCUCUUCUGUGGUUUUCUCUGCUGUGUCACUGCUGUGUGCUUCCAUCCACGCCCAGAGUCCCACCGGUCCAGAACACGGCUUUAAGGGCACUGGCCUGCUCCUUACUCUGUUCUCAGGUGAAGAUCAAAUUCUUGGGCCUACUUCUGAGUUUAGAAGACCUAUUACAAAAAACGAAGAUCUGGAAUGUGGGAAAAUAAAUGGCUUUUUGAUCAC